AUGCCACCGUACCUGACAGCGGCUUGCCAUAAUGCUCUCGAGGUGGUGAAGAUUCUCAUAGAGCGCGGCACCGACAUCUUUGUCACCGAUGAGGAAGGACGUACCGCAAUUCACGUUGGAGCCAAGUUCAACGCCAUAAAGGUGCUUAGGGUACUCUAUGAGUACGGAGCCGCACUGGAUGCACUGGAUGAAGAUGAGGAUACUCCGUUGCUUCUAGCUGCCAUGAGGGGCGAAACUAUUAGUGGUUAG
Molecule: messenger RNA, 249 nt
Organism: Ostertagia ostertagi
Lineage: Eukaryota; Metazoa; Nematoda; Chromadorea; Rhabditida; Trichostrongylidae
Source: the annotation of a GenBank genome assembly